AUGGCGUCUUUGGAGAUCAAUGUCGAAAAGUCCGCUGCCAGCCAUGUGGAAACUACGUUAGGCAGCGGUGCUAUUAACGAAGCCAAACUGGCGUCAGACGAAGAGCAUUCACAGACUCUCUGGCAAGCGUUGAGCGCAAAUCGAAAGGCGGUUGCAUGGUCUAUGCUUAUCUCACUUUCGAUUAUCAUGGAAGGUUAUGACCUCGUGUUGAUUGGAAAUUUCUUCGCCUAUCCAGAGUUCACCAAGAAAUAUGGUGUCGAUUAUGGUGGCACCACCGGAUGGCAGAUUCCGGCUCGUUGGCAAUCUGCUUUGAACAUGUCCAGUACAGUGGGAACAAUCUUUGGUGGCAUACUAAACGGUUAUCUGACUUCAGUCGUUGGUUAUCGUUGGGUCAUGAUAAUUUCCCUCGGCCUCCUCAACGCCUUGCUCUUUAUCGUCUUCUUCGCACCAUCGAACGGAGUCCUCGUGGCUGGUGAACUUCUCUGUGGUUUAGCCUGGGGUGUUUUUGCGAUUGUCGGCCCAGCUUAUGCAUCUGAAGUAUGCCCAACUAAUCUUCGAGGUUAUCUCACUGUAUACGUCAAUUUAUGCUGGGCAAUUGGACAGUUCAUUGCUGCUGGCGUUUUGCAAGGACUAGUGGACAGACCAGAUCAGUGGUCAUACCGUAUCCCGUUUGCGUUGCAAUGGAUUUGGCCGCUACCUCUCAUGAUUGUCUGCUUCUUCGCCCCAGAAUCACCAUGGUACUUAGUUCGACAUGAUCGUCUGGAGGAAGCAAAACACUCAUUGCGCCGCCUUGGUGGAAACAAAAGAGAGGAACAAAUUAAUGGUCAACUGGCCAUGCUAGUGCAUACCGCCAAAAUUGAGUCUUCUUUGGAGGUUGGAACCUCAUAUAUGGACUGUUUCAAGGGAACCGACCUCCGCCGCACUGAGAUCUGCUGUCUCGCAUUCGUUGGCCAGAUCAUGUCAGGCAGUUCAUUCGCCUACUCACCAAGCUACUUCUUCACAACGGCAGGCAUGAGUACUGAUCAUGCGUAUCAAUUGAACCUAGGUGGCACCGCGAUCGCUUUUCUUGGUACCCUCUGUUCCUGGUGGCUGAUCACACACUUUGGCCGACGAACUCUAUAUGUUACUGGACAGGGAGUUCUUUGUGUGACCUUAUUAAUUAUCGGAAUAAUAAACGCCGCAUCCAGCUCAACCAGUGCUAUUUGGGUAGAGGCUGGCUUUUGCAUUUUCUGGCUACUGGUCUACUCACUAACCGUCGGACCCAUCGCCUAUGCAAUUGUGGCAGAGACAUCUUCGAUACGCUUACGCGCCUUGACGGUUUCUCUUGCUAGGGUAUCGUAUCAAAUUGUCAACAUCGUGAGUCAGGUUCUCGAACCAUACUUUAUGAACCCAACGGCAUGGAAUGCUUCCGGCAAGACGGGCUUUUUCUGGGGUGGCACUGCGCUUAUUAUAUUUAUCUGGUCGUACUUUCGCUUACCAGAAGCUAAAGGCAGAACUUACGAGGAGCUAGAUAUUAUCUUUUCAAGGAAAGUCAGUGCAAGGAAGUUUGCGUCUGAAGAAGUUGAUGCCUAUGCUGCGCGAGAUGUUGUCAACACCGAGAAGGAGUAG
This is a messenger RNA of Talaromyces marneffei, 1608 nucleotides long. RefSeq lists its product as uncharacterized. Bases 1 to 1608 code for a protein of 535 amino acids. The transcript has 2 exons. Gene Ontology annotation, cellular component: membrane. NCBI's taxonomy places the organism in Eukaryota, Fungi, Ascomycota, Eurotiomycetes, Eurotiales, Trichocomaceae. Gene Ontology annotation, biological process: carbohydrate transport; transmembrane transport. The record is from RefSeq and is a predicted model, not a curated record. Gene Ontology annotation, molecular function: carbohydrate:proton symporter activity.